Molecule: messenger RNA, 2087 nt
Organism: Hyposmocoma kahamanoa
Lineage: Eukaryota; Metazoa; Arthropoda; Insecta; Lepidoptera; Cosmopterigidae
Product: putative Dol-P-Glc:Glc(2)Man(9)GlcNAc(2)-PP-Dol alpha-1,2-glucosyltransferase
Exons: 2
Coding region: 192-1631 (479 amino acids)
Biological process (GO): dolichol-linked oligosaccharide biosynthetic process; protein N-linked glycosylation
Cellular component (GO): endoplasmic reticulum
Molecular function (GO): dolichyl pyrophosphate Glc2Man9GlcNAc2 alpha-1,2-glucosyltransferase activity
Source: RefSeq, a predicted model, not a curated record
GCGCCGCUUUGCCACCCAUAAUUUAGCGGCGAAAUUAUUACUAUUGUUUUCACCGAAAAUCUGUGAAAAUAUAGCUUAAUACUUGGCAUUUUCUACUAACAAAGCUAUUACAGAUACUGUCCCGUUCAAAGCACAGUGAUUUCGUGAUUAUCUUAUUAGAAAAAUUGAUUUUUGCCAAAGUUCCAAAAGUCAUGAAUUCAUCUACCAAGUACUACGUAUACCUUGGUCUCACCAUCGCAGCGUACUUCGUAGCAUCAAAAUUUGUAUUCGACAAGGUAUAUGACACCAUACGCAUUGUAAUUGAUGAGUUAUUCCACAUUCCACAAGGCUUAGCUUUCUGUAAACAUAACUUUACUUACUGGGACCCAAAAAUAACGACACUUCCAGGCUUGUACUUAGUCUCUUCAGUAUUUUUGGGUAAUUAUUUCAAAUGUAACACAUACAAUUUACGAUUUACAAACCUCAUUGCUUCAGUUGUGAAUUUAAUUCUCUUUGCAUCAAUAUUCAAAUUUACAUAUGGCAACAAUCAACCGUCAAAAAAUGUGUUACAAGCUUUGAGUUUGGCUAUAUUACCUCCUUUGUAUUUUUUCUCUCAUGUUUAUUACACCGAUACACUAUCAUUGACAUUUUUGUUAAUCUUUUCUCGCUUAUGUUUUACGAGUAAAUUCAAAAUUUCUAUUCUUAUAUUCGGAUUAUGGAGCGUACUUAUGAGGCAAACAAACAUAGUGUGGGUGGCUAUGGUUUUCGGGCACAAAACUCUAGAUAUGCUCAUUCGUACUUCAAGGGUGUUCGGUAACACAUAUUUAACCAAAAUGACUUCACGUAGAACCUCAAUUAUAGAUAAAGACAUUGAUAAUACAAAGCUGAAAAGAUACUAUGGCCUUGCUGAUGUAUAUGUUGCCUUAAAAUAUCAUUUGUCAACAUGUUUUGUUACAUUUUUUAAAUAUUUAACCAUUCAAGAUUGGCUGGUACUACUAACGCAUGGAAUUAUAUUAAUAACCUUUGUAACUUUUGUCUUUUUGAACGGAUCAAUUGUGUUAGGAGACAAAAAGGCUCAUGAAGCAACAAUACACAUACCACAGAUGUUUUACUUUCUAAUUUUCUAUGGCAUAUUUGGGUUGCCAUAUGUGAUAAUUAAGUUUACGACUACAUUCAAACUGAUUUUUGGGAAUAAAUUAAAAAUUAUUAUUCUAACUUUGAUAUUUUUGGCAAUAGUGCAUUUUAACACUGUAUCACAUCCGUAUUUACUGGCUGAUAACCGGCAUUACACGUUCUAUGUGUGGAACCGUUGGUAUGGUAAAUACUAUUUUGCCAAGUAUGUAUCGGUACCUGUAUAUGUUUUUCUACUAAUUAAUUUGUAUGCCAAUUUAAAGGAUCAAAAUUGUGUAUCAUUUUUGUUGCCAUACACAAUUUGCGUUUUCAUUGUGUUGUCAUUGCAAAAAAUGAUUGAAAUUAGAUACUUUUUAAUACCGUAUAUUAUUUUGAGGCUACGGUUUGCUAAGCCAUCUGUCUGGGUAGUUUUCGGUGAAUUUUUAUGGUAUAUAAUUUUAAAUGCGGCAACAUUUUACUUGUUCUUCACCAAAGAGAUUAUAUGGAAAGAUUUUGAUUAUACACAGAGGCUUAUUUGGUAAAAUAAUUUACUGCGUUUUGUUUGUAAGAAAUGCCUAAACGCAAUUUGAAAGUUUUGUAAAGUGGGAAUUAUUUGAAAUAUCCGAAUCCACGAAGCGCUUGUCUGUUAAACAAUGGCAUUAAAUGUCCCAAUCGUUUUGAGUCAUUACCUUUUAAACAAUGGCAUUGUAUUCAUUAUUAACCCACACGCAAGCCGGCGUGUAACAUUUUGAUACUUGGUAUUUUAUUUUUUUCGAGACUUCAGUUUUAUGUUUCCAAGCAUUUUAGUAUAGAUUGUUUUUAUUGUGCUAAUUUUUCACUCUCUCUCUCUCACUCAGUCACUAUUACACGGUAAAAUUGCAAAUGGCAAAUGUUUUCAUAAUAAUCUCAGUACAGAGUACUAAAAAAACCGACCUCAAAAGUGCGUUGAAUUACGUCUACGUGCUAAGUUUUAUUGAAAUAUCCUUAAAUUCGCCACU